Messenger RNA from Caenorhabditis sp. 36 PRJEB53466, 1321 nucleotides. The record is from the annotation of a GenBank genome assembly. Lineage: Eukaryota; Metazoa; Nematoda; Chromadorea; Rhabditida; Rhabditidae.
AUGCUCGCGGUAAUUGGCAUUCCAGCAAUUGGCACUCUUCUUCUUCUGCUAGCCAUCAUAAGUGGAAUAUUUUUCCAUCGCUCGGAAAAUAUCUCUUAUAACCCUUGCUCGAGUAAUGUGUAUAAGGACGACUACAGACAAUUCAUCAUCAUGUAAUUGCCUUUGUUUGCUCGAUUUGCACGUUUUCUGUUUAGCGGAAUCUUCCAUUCCAUGGGGAUCGCCGGCUACUCAAUUGCUCAGCUCCUGGAAGAUUUUCUUCCGCGUCAAGUCAGUCUUCAUCUCGGCGGUUCCUUGCAGAUUCUCUCUCUGAUUCCAACUAUGGGUUAGUUGAGAACAAAGUAGAUACUCAUUCGCGUGUUCGUACUUUCAGUGUACUACCACAUUCAUGUCAUCAACUACAAGUGUCGUUGGCUCGAAGUUCGUCAUCGUGGCCACGAUGACUACCGAAGGGCCAUCUUGACGGAGGGUAUUUCCUUCUUCGUGUACGGCGUCACCUCCCUGUUUGCUGUUCUUCUGUUCAUGGCGGAAACUGCGUAUCCGGCCGGAAUAGUUAGUUCUACCUGAAAUCAUUGAAAAACAGUGCAUUACAGUACUCCAAAAUGCAAUACGAUCCGCUGAGUGGAUGGGAACUCGAAAACUACGAAAUGCUCGGAUACGUCACAGUUCGAGUCGCCACGUUUCUUCUCGGCAUGAACUUGUUCCGUGUCAUCCGGAACUGCUACCGCAUCCUCAGAACUGAGAUAGAACCGGACCAGUCGACGCAAUACUUUUUCAGCAAAUACAUUUCCAAAAAUGUUGUUCCUCACGUAAGAAAUGUAAUUCUUUUCAUACCGCAGGUUCCCAUUUUCAGUUCGUCAACGACUUCCUCACACUGUUCCUCCCUACUCAAUAUCUGAUCGUCCGUAUUGCUCCGAUAAUGCAUCUGAAUGGUGAGGUCUUUUUUUUUCCUUUCCUUCACCCUACUCCUAUUUUUCUCAUCUCAUUCAUUUUUUCAGCGUUCGACGUCCUGGCCAAGUGCCUUCUGAUUGGAAACCCUUUCGUGUUCGUCAUUAUCUACAUGGUUCAAAUUAGAUUGGCCACGAUGAAUGUGAGCAAAGAGGAGAUGCGAUGUCGAUGCUUCGUCUGUGCCGAAAAGGCGGCAAGGGCUCAAUCUCGGUCCAUCAACCUCAAGGUUAUGAGACUGGCCGGACGUCGGAAGAGAACGAACAACGAGGGAGGAGGAGCCGCGGCGGUCAUGGCGGUAGGAGGCAGCGAGCAGCCAACCGAAACCGCUCCGACAACCGAGGAGGACCGAAUUGAAGUCUCUGAAGACAAUUUGUAA